CAUUUGAAAUCAGGAACUCAACACUUGAGCCAUUGCACCACAGACUCGAUGACAUGAAAGUUUUGGAGCAUGUGCUGCAGUGCAGUGCGAGCUGAGGCUACAGAGCAGACGGUUUCAUCAGAGCCGUGCUGAGCUGGAGACGGUGCCGUUACUGGAUUGCUCAAUGCUUGUGUCACCAGGAGGCUGGACUGGUCGGGCGGAGUGUUUCAGCUCAACAUCACCGGGGAGCGCGCGCACACACUCGCACACACUCACUCACUCGCUGCCUCUCUGUGAGUGAGGUGCUCUCCCUCUCUCUCUCCCUCUCUCUCCUCUUCCCUCUCUGUCUCCUCUCUCUCUCUUUCACUCAUUCUUUCUCUCUCUCAGUUUGGACUCAGGGGAUUAGGAUUUUCUCACCACAAGUCUCCUCCAUUGAUUCACUCUCUUCAUUAAGAGGACGCGAGUUGGAUUAUUACCAAAGACGCACCGUCACCGAACUUUCAUUUACAUCUCAACUACGAUGAGUGUUUCCCAAACGGAGCGCACAGCGCGUACUGGUUCCAUUUAAAAGGACACCACCAUCCCGACAGCGACACCGCCACCUCCACCAGAACACAGUCCGUCGUCGGUCGCCUCCAUGGUGAAUCGUUCCACCAGGAUGAACUUGCAGUGGAGCAGCCCGGCACCUUGCAUCCGCGCCGUCAGAGUGGCACACAAGCGGCUGGACACGGACGAUCAGCCGCCGGCCAAAUGCGCGAGGCUGAGCGCGGAGGCGGGGGACACGCAGGGACUCCUCGGGACCUCUCCCGGAUCUCCGGGGAGCCCCGUGCCCAACAGCCCGACCGGGAGCCACCAGGGACCGUCCAGGAUAGGACCGUUCUUGCUGCUGCCUCUGACGGACAGGGAGGGCAUGCACAGCGCCAUGGACACCGACACAGGAGAGGAGCUACUGUGCAAGGUUUUUAAUAUGGGAGCCUACCAGGAAAAGAUCAGAGCCUACGGCAUCCUGCCUGCCCACAGAAAUGUGGCCGGUCUCAGGGACAUAAUUCUGGGUGAAAGCAAGGCCUAUGUGUUCCUGGACAAAGACUUUGGGGACAUGCACACUCUGGUGAAGAGCUGUCGCAGGCUGGACGAGGAGCAUGCCUGCAGGUUCUUCCGUCAGGUGGCUCUGGCCGUGACACACUGUCAUCAGGCGGGCAUCGUGCUGGGCGACCUGAAACUUCGCAAGUUUGUGUUCGCUGAUGAGAAAAGGACACAUGUGAGGCUUGAAAGCCUGGAGGACUGCCGCGUCCUGGAAAACCCAAACAACGACUCCAUGUCAGACACCCAUGGGUGCCCAGCUUACGUCAGCCCAGAAAUCCUCAGCGGCUCUGCGCCUUAUUCAGGAAAGAUGGCUGACAUGUGGAGCCUGGGGGUCAUGCUGUACACUAUGCUGGUUGGUCGCUACCCGUUCCACGACCCAGACCCAGCUACGUUGUUUUCUAAAAUCCGCCGAGGCCAAUGCUGUUUGCCAGAGGGCUUGUCGCCUAAGGCCAAGUGUCUGCUGCAGAGCCUUCUGAGGAAAGAACCCUCUGAAAGACUCACAGCCACUGAGCUGCUGGCUCAUCCAUGGUUCCACCAGGCACCGUCAUCGCAGGAAGUGACACCAGGUGAACAGGAAGUCAGCUCAGCAGAACAAAUGGUGCCAUCCUUUGACGUGGAAGAGGAUGAUAACCUGUUUUGUUGACCGAUUUGUUUCAGCUUGGUCAGGCUGAGGGACCAAACAGACCUUUUUAACAUGGAUCCAUUAUUUUUUGUUUUUACCCUGGCACUUUUGUCUACAGUUAUGUGUGUGUGUGUAUAUACACCCUUAAGCUUUCUACAAAAAACUUACUGUACUGUAUUUUGUCGUAGUAUUUGUGUUACCUGCUAAGGGCAUUGUUCACGUUGAUCACUCAUUCUGUUCCUGUAUGUGUGUUUUUUUUAAACUAUUUGGUGCUAAAUGAAAAUGUGAGGAUUUUAAAUAUUUUCUGUGGACUAAAAUGGGUGAGUCAUGAAGAUUUCACCCAAGGCUAAUCGAGGUCACCAAUGGACUCAUAAGACUGCAGAAAGUAUCAGAUGAAUUCUGAAGGCAAGGCGGUCAGAUCAGGAUGUUGUUCCUCACACUCUGACCAGGCCUGAGGCUCUGCAGGCUGACUCACCCACCAGUCCGAGAAAGGCAGGAGCACGGCCUCGACGUCUCACAGCAGGCAGUGACACGAAGUGAGAAAAGAAGCCUUAGCGCAGGACUCACGUGUCACACUCAGCGAGACUCUACCAGAAGUGUCUGACUGCCAAUCUGGCAACCCCAUAGCAAACAGAGAGCGUUUUACAAAUCUCACACCAGACACAGAAGUUAGACAGGGCGUUACUGCCACAGUGACAUUAUCACACAUACAUUCGACUAGGCCAACGGUUAGACAAAACCAGAGGGCCUGAAUCAUGCUGAACGAUUAAACGUAACGGUUGCUUCCAGACAAAAAGCGUUUAUUCACAGCGAAGAGAUGCUUUUUAUCAUUUUUCGCUGGCAGGCAGUGUGAUUAACUACACAGAGCUUAGCUUAACAUCAGGGUUAAAAAUAAAUAGUGGAGCAGCUAUGUUGUAAAAAGACAAUUUGACAAUAAACCAGUGGUUCCCAAAGUGGGGGGCACAAAGCUAUUGCAAGCAAUAGAGAGCAAGAACAUUAAUAUCAAUUUAAAAUGUUUUUUGUUUCCUAUAGUCAUGAAUUGGGAAAUCACACCGAUUUCUAAUCUCUCCUUGUGAAUUUAGCAUAGCAUUUUUAUUGGAAUUACACUGUUUUAGAGGUUUUUAGGCAACAAAAGCUGCGAUGUUUAACGCAGGGACAAUAGUUCCAUUUACAAAGGGGAGACACUGCAGGAAGUUAUGGAACCACUGCAUUACAGAAGUGAAAAUACAGAUAAAAAACAUGAAAUAGACUUUGUUUAUAUAAUUUGGGUCUGUCCUGUUGUAAAAGUGUUCAUCUGUGUUGCGUUAACAAAGCCUGGCUGUGCUGAGCCUAUCACUGUGUUUCAUAAAUGGAGUAGCUCUGAAUCAGUCAGAGUCAGGCGGUGUUUGAUGUCGGUUGUCUGAUGAUGACUCAACACUCGAGCGUGUCUGCAGAGAAUGGUUCUGACCUCGGCAGGAAGAAUCUGUUCCGACUCUUUCACCUCUUUAAUGGUACUGUUUUCACCCCUCUGUUCCCUUUUUGUUCCUAUUUUUUCCCUUCAGCUGAAAGCUAUGGAUCCCUGGAGACUAUAAUCACAGUUAGUGACAUGUGUUUCAGUGACAUUGAGCCACUUGGGCUACUGUACGUAGGUUCUCCUAUUUGUUUUAAUCUGGUAGAGUCAGUUUGACAACGGUACUACAUCUGGUGCAUCUGCACUGUGUAUUUAAUGUGUUGUUCAAGUGGUAGACGUUAUGACAGUUUCUCUUCUUCCCACAGAAAUGUAAUUUAAGAGCUUCAGGAGUUUUCUUUAGCUCACACACACAGAGUGACAUGACGCGGGUGCACAAAUUUGAUAUUGCACUGUGAAGUAUAUAUUUGUGACGGAACCUAGAGGCUUUCACUGGUCCUGACAGGUAACACACAGAGAUGUAUCAACUGUAUAAAAGGCUGUAAAUAUGUACUGUAUAUUUGAAAUAUGCGUGUUAAAUAAAGUUCACAUUUUUUCAUUUUCAUACAGA
Molecule: messenger RNA, 3681 nt
Organism: Cynoglossus semilaevis (tongue sole)
Lineage: Eukaryota; Metazoa; Chordata; Actinopteri; Pleuronectiformes; Cynoglossidae
Gene: trib1
Product: tribbles pseudokinase 1
Exons: 3
Coding region: 617-1705 (362 amino acids)
Biological process (GO): regulation of MAP kinase activity; positive regulation of proteasomal ubiquitin-dependent protein catabolic process; protein phosphorylation
Cellular component (GO): nucleus
Molecular function (GO): mitogen-activated protein kinase kinase binding; protein kinase activity; ATP binding
Source: RefSeq, a predicted model, not a curated record